Messenger RNA from Oreochromis aureus, 7719 nucleotides. RefSeq names its product signal-induced proliferation-associated 1-like protein 2. The record is from RefSeq and is a predicted model, not a curated record. Gene Ontology annotation, molecular function: protein binding; GTPase activator activity. Gene Ontology annotation, cellular component: cytoplasm. The transcript is spliced from 21 exons. NCBI's taxonomy places the organism in Eukaryota, Metazoa, Chordata, Actinopteri, Cichliformes, Cichlidae. Gene Ontology annotation, biological process: activation of GTPase activity; regulation of small GTPase mediated signal transduction. The coding region runs from base 840 to 6029 and encodes 1729 amino acids.
GUGGUGGGGUUUUUUGCGCGUUUUAUUUAAAAAAAAAAGAAGCUAUUAUUUAAAUUUGGAGCGCUUAUUCACAAGUUUAAACCGAGAAGCAUAGAAAGCACAAAAACCGAUAGACGCGGAAAGAAAAACGAUAUUCAGGUAGUUCGAGGGAGUAACUUUCCUGCAGUUCACCAGAUGGUGCCACUGUGGGGCUUAUUGGACUUAUACCCUAAAAUAGACUUGUGGCAAAUAGCAACAAGGCCACCGGACUUAGUUUGCAGGACAGUUUCAUUAGACGCCUUUAGCUUCUUGUGGAGGAGGGGAGUUUAUCUGGUAGUCUUCUUUCAAUAUUAACCUACAAACCUAUAUGUAUAGGUCAUCACAGGAGAGCGGAGUUGCGGUGGGCGGAGCCUCGCUGCGUGUCGUCAUCACGCAGAAAGGUGCUGGAUGGGUAUAGCUAUGGUCCGUGCUACUUCAGUCUGCCGGAGACUGAAAGAGGGAGAUGUGAGAGCGACUACGGCAGCUUCAGCUGGUUUUACCUUUUACGGAUAACUAACGCCGUUAACAACCGGGACAGGACACCGGCUCGGAUUUGAAGAUCUACCACCUCCAGCUGUCGUUAUUCAUUGGCGACACGCUGUGAGAGAAGGCUCCGCUCUGCUGUUCUACGGCGCGCCCCAGUCAUUUGUCCUUGACACCCAAAUGCUGUGUGCCGAUUGUCAUGCCACCCGUCCUCUGUGAGUUAUGACGGCUGCUUCGUUGACUCAGGAAAAAGGCUGCUCCUUGGCUCACCAGUGAGCAAGUCGCAUGAUGAAGGAGGGUCCUGGAAGUCUGCUCUUCAAGGAAUCUGCCAGCAGGAUAUGAGUAUUUUGAGCCCUGUGACAGAUAACAAAUCAAACCUUGUGGGAAUUGUGGGAGGCCCAGAAGAAUACUCCAGAGUCAUGCAGUCAGAGGAGCUAUUCAGCAGGAAGCUCAAAGCCUUGAGCGAUAGCAUGGGACCUCCAGCCUCCAGCAUGCAGGGGAAACCUGAUGGUGCAGGCAAAACAAACGGUACUCCGGCAAUGCCUAAAAUGGGUGUCAGGGCCAGGGUCACAGAAUGGCCGCCAAGGAAAGACGGAUGGGACGGGCGGCCUUCACCUAACUAUCAGAGUGUGAUACCCAUGUUUCAGAACGGCCAGCAGGAACACACUGUGGAAAUACUAGAACAAGGUGAAGCAGUCUGUCUGGAGGUGGACUACACUGACAAAUACACGCUGAGUGACUUUCUCAGCCACUCUCCGCUGAAGGGUCUGCACCCUAUCCGUCAGCGGAGCAACAGUGACGUUACCAUAAGUGACAUCGACUCUGAAGACGUAAUGGACCAGAAUGCCGUCAACCCAAACACUGGAGCUUCGCUGCACCGCGAGUACGGCAGCACAUCCUCCAUUGACCGCCAGGGCCUGACUGGGGAUGGCUUCUUCACCAUGCUUAAGGGCUACCGAGUUGAGACCCUGGACCACCGCAGUAUACCCCCUCUGGGUUUCCCCGAGUUGCUGCGCUGUGAUGCCUCGCUGUCCCCCAGCUUGCAGACAGCAGCACAAAUUGCAAGGGGUGAGAUAGUCCACAUUCCAGGCUAUGACUACAUAGACAGCUCCCUACUCUACAGCCGGGAACGGGAGAAGUCCUUCAUGCGACGUCUUAAAUCAGAGUCGUCAGAAACUUCACUGUUUAGGAAACUUCGGCCCAUAAAGAGCGAAAGUGACGCGCUGCGGCUCUCAAUCGAGGACGACCGGCGACCGCUCAGCUUCCAAAAAUGCUUCGCCCACUACGAUGUGCAGAGUGUGCUUUUUAACAUCAGUGAGGCGGUGGCGAGCAGAGCUAACCUGAGCCAGAGGAAAAACACUACUACCGGUGCCUCGGCCGCCUCAGCUGGAGCCGGAGCUGGUGGCGUGUCCGGAGGUGGAGGCGGCGCUGGACCUGGAGCAGGAGCCGAUGGUGGAGCAGUAGGAUGCAACAGUGCAAAUCCCCCCAUGUUUGAGUCUCCACUGGGCAGCAGAGAGGACUUGAACCCAAAGGAGAACCUGGAUGCAGACGAGGGGGACGGGAAGAGCAACAGCUUGGUGCUGAGUUGCCCGCACUUUCGCAAUGAGAUUGGUGGCGAAAGCGAGAGGAAGAUCUCCCUCUCCAGAGCCAACAGUGUCAACUACAGCGGUUUGUCAGAGAGCUGCUCUUUCGAGUCGUCCCUAAGUUCACACUGCACCAACGCAGGAGUUUCUGUGCUGGAGGUGCCUCGAGAAAACCAGCCAAUCCACAGGGAAAAGGUCAAACGCUACAUCAUCGAGCACAUUGACCUUGGAGCAUACUACUACCACAAAUUCUUCUACGGGAGAGAGCAUCAGAAUUACUUCGGUGUAGAUGACAAUCUUGGGCCCGUGGCAGUCAGCAUCCGCAGGGAGAAGCUAGACGAUGGAAGGGAUAAGGAAGGGACGCAGUACAACUAUCGGGUCACCUUUAGAACCAGUCAGCUGACCACCCUCCGUGGUGCCAUCCUGGAGGAUGCCAUUCCAUCCACGGCGAGACACGGGACGGCCCGCGGACUGCCGCUCAAAGAAGUACUUGAAUAUGUCAUCCCUGAGCUGAAUAUCCAGUGUCUGAGGCUGGCCAUCAACUCUCCCAAAGUCCCGGAACAGCUCCUCAAGCUGGAUGAGCAAGGGCUAAGCUUCCAGCACAAGGUGGGAGUACUCUACUGCAAGGCUGGCCAGAGCACAGAGGAAGAGAUGUACAACAACGAGAGUGCCGGCCCAGCACUGGAUGAGUUCUUGGAUCUGCUUGGUCAGAGGGUGCGCCUCAAAGGCUUCACCAAGUACAGAGCUCAGCUGGAUAACAAGACGGACUCCACAGGCACGCACUCUCUUUACACUACCUAUAAAGACUAUGAGCUGAUGUUUCACGUGUCCACCAUGCUCCCCUACACACCCAACAACCGGCAGCAGUUGCUAAGGAAGAGGCACAUUGGCAAUGACAUUGUCACCAUAGUGUUUCAGGAGCCCGGGGCCCUUCCUUUCACUCCAAAAAACAUCCGCUCUCAUUUCCAACAUGUGUUUGUCAUUGUCAAAGUCCACAACCCGUGCACUGAUAACGUCUGCUACAGUGUGGCUGUGUCCAGAUCUAAAGACGUGCCUCCGUUUGGCCCCCCUAUUCCCAAGUCUGUAACUUUUCCAAAGUCUGCGGUUUUCAGGGACUUCCUGCUCGCCAAGGUCAUCAACGGAGAGAACGCAGCACACAAGUCGGAGAAGUUUCGGGCCAUGGCGACUCGUACGCGGCAGGAGUACCUGAAGGACCUAGCCGAGAACUUUGUCAGCACGGCCACUAUAGACUCAGCUGUCAAAUUCAGCUUCAUCAGCCUCGGAGGCAAGAAGAAGGAGAAGGUGAAACCCAGGAAGGACGCGCAUCUGUUCAGCGUGGGAGCGAUCACCUGGAGCGUCCGUGCCCGGGACUUUGGCCAGUCGCUGGACUUCGACUGCUUGCUUGGUAUAUCCAAUGAGUUCAUCGUGCUCAUUGAGGAGGAAUCAAAAAAUGUGAUCUUCAACUGUUCGUGCCGCGACGUCAUCGGAUGGACCUCAGGGAUUAUGAGCAUUAAGAUUUUCUAUGAACGGGGCGAGUGUGUCAUGCUGUCCGCUCACGACAACUGCGGAGAAGACAUCCGGGAGAUGGUGCAGAGACUAGAGAUCGUCACCAGAGGGUGCGAAACCACGGAGAUGACACUUCGCCGGAAUGGCCUCGGCCAGCUCGGCUUCCACGUCAAUUUCGAGGGCAUCGUAGCCGACGUGGAGCCCUUUGGUUUCGCCUGGAAGGCAGGACUGAGACAGGGCAGCCGACUGGUGGAGAUCUGCAAGGUGGCCGUUGCUACCCUCACUCACGAGCAGAUGAUUGACCUGCUGCGCACCUCGGUGACUGUCAAAGUGGUUAUAAUUCAACCUUAUGAAGAUGGCACUCCCCGAAGGGGCUGCUCCGAGCUCUACCGCAUACCUAUGGUGGAGUACAAGGUGGACAGCGAGGGUACGCCGUGCGAGUACAAGACGCCCUUCAGGAGAAAUACCACCUGGCAUCGCGUGCCCACGGCUGCCGGAGCGCUAUCCCGAGGCUCGCCCACUCAGGGCCCCGAACGCCUGCAGUGUCAGCAGAUCCUCCAGCAGCACCAGGCAGCUAUCCCGCGAAGCACCUCCUUUGACAGGAAGUUGCCAGAUGGGUCCAGAACUGUGCAGGAUAUGGAGAAUCCCCAGGUCACCUCGUGUAACAAGGGAGACCAGCACUACCGCAGUUCACCCAGCAACCAGUCGUCCUCCAGUGAUCCAGGGCCCUGUGGCAGCAGCACAUGGUCCCAGCAGCCUGGAUAUGAUGGGUGUCCCUCCCCUAUCCUCCAUGAGCGGGUAGGGGACAUGCAGGGAGGGGAUGGAGAGAUCCACAGAGAGAGAGAGCCCACCCUGGAGAGGACUAGGUCUGCAGAGGCCAAAUGGCACAUCCCCUCCACCAAGAUCCUGAACCCUCUGAAGCAAAGAGAAGGAGGGAAGGACUCACCCAACAAGCUGUCCAGGGCGGGUGAUAAAAACUCAAGCCACUCAAGUAGCAACACUCUUUCAAGCAACGCCUCCAGCAACAGUGACGAUAAGCACUUUGGCUCUGGGGACCUGAUGGACCCCGAGAUGCUCGGCCUCACCUACAUCAAAGGCGCAUCCACUGACAGCGGCAUAGACACUAAUCCCUGCGUGGCCCCCGGGGCCCGAGUGUUGCUGCAGGGAAGAGUCGGGGAGCAGGGACACCCGUGGGUGUCGGAGCACCACGAGGAUGGGGCGUUGGAAGAGGAUCAUGGGAAAAUGUACCUACCGCAGGGCUACGCUUCUGCCAUUUUGUCUAGCCAUGUGACGGAGGGCAGUAUCGGAGACCUGAGCGAGAUCUCGUCCCAUUCCAGUGGCUCACACCACUCUGGCAGCCCCCUGGCCCGUGGUGCCAGAUACUGUAUGUCCGCUGACUCCUCCAAGGUGUACACCAUCCCACAGACCAGCAGCUCAGGGCCAGAGCUGGUACAGGGGUCCGGGCUUGGGCCCGGCUCAGAGGCUUGUGGACAGGCACGCACACAGUCCGGUUGCAAAUUCACAGUGGGCGCGAAGGCGACUGAUGAUGAUGAUGAUGAUGAUGCUGCCCACAGCACUGAGGAACCUCCCAACAUUUCAGAGUGUGGGCAGUUGUACGCACAAGAGGCUGCGUGCCGGCUCCAGGCCACUGAGCGGGAUGGAAAAUCUCUGCAGAGACUCUCGAAAGAGGAAUACGUUAAAAUGAUGCUGCCCGACAGCCCACCAGGAGAAGACAGGAGUCGCAAGGUGUCAGCAGUGGACAGCUUGUCCCCCAGACGCUCGCUGUACCGAACGCUGUCCGACGAGAGCGUGUGCAGUAACCGGAAAGGCUCGUCGUACGCCAGCUCGCACAGCUCCAUGCUGGACCAAGCCAUGCCUAACGACAUCCUAUUCAGCACCACCCCACCUUACCACAGCACGCUGCCGCCUCGCAUGAUCCACAACCAGGGCGCGUCCAACCUGCGGAAUGAGUUUUGGUUCUCUGACGGCUCCUUGGCGGACAGGUCCAAGUUCAGCGACCCGGGCCUCAUGCCCCUCCCUGACACUGCCUCUGGGCUGGACUGGUCUCACCUGGUUGAUGCAGCACGAGCCUUCGAAGACCAGCGCGUGGCGUCCUUCUGCACCAUGACCGACAUGCAGCGGGUCGAGGCUCUGCAGAUCUCGAGAGAACUGACCAGACGGGUGGUGGAGGCGGAAGGAGCGGCGCUGGAAGCAGACUCCCCCUCCACACUCACUGGCAAAGUCAACCAGUUAGAGGUGAUCCUGAGGCAGCUGCAGCACGACCUCAGAAAGGAGAAAGAGGAUAAGGCGAUGCUACAGGAGGAGGUGCAGCACCUGAGACAGGACAACAUGCGACUGCAGGAGGAGAGCCAGACCGCAGCGGCGCAGCUCAGGAAGUUCACAGAGUGGUUCUUUCACACCAUCGACAAGAAACCCUAAGAGAGAGGGAGAGAGGGAGAGAGAAAGCAUGAUGGCCUUUAUUCCUCACGGGCACCCACUCUACUCCUACUUAAGACUCCCAGAUGAUCCACAGGCAAACAAACUAUAAAACAAACCAUUACCAGCCCCCAAGAGUAAUCAAGACACUUUCAAACAACCCCAUGCUUAGGAGACUAUCGUGCAGUCCUGGGUGAGAAACCUGAAACCCCGAUCUGGACUUUUACUUUUGGGAUCGUCCUCUGUCUGAAGCGCAGGGUCGUGUCUGAUUUAACUGGUGAACGAGGCUCUUGGGGAAAUACCACCCCCACCUCUAUCUCCAGCACUAAAGAGGAAUCAAGAAAGACAACCCAGGGCCCCGCCUGUCCACGGGAUCUUCUUACAGUAGAGGAAUGUAAAGCUCAUUUACUGUAGUGAACAUAUAAUCUACCUACGUAUGUCGCAUCGGUCUACUGUACUGUAUACUCAGCUGUACUGUAUCAUACUGCACACACUGUCACACAGCUGUUUCUGUGCCGGCCGUCACGGACACAAGAAAGUAUAGAGGGGCGAGGCGAGAGGGAGGAGGGGAGGAAUGUACUGGACAUAAUGAAGUGGUACUUACUGUCUGCUUGCACCAAGAGGAAUCCACAUGUGGCGCUCUUGAAACGUACGGCGGGGGGGGGGGGGGAAAUGAAUGUAGCUCAACUGAGAUCUUUACUUUCUUUUUUCUCCUGCUUUCUGGUUUCCAAAGUCGCAAAAGUUUUGAGGUUUGCUGUUUUUCAGAUUUUUUUUUUUCUUUGUUUUUGUUUUGUUUCUGAUGAAUUCCACAUUUUCCUUUCCUCUGUGUUGUAAUGUAGGGUCACAUGGCAGUAAUUUUGAUGUUUUAAAGGUGCUUUUCCCUACGCACAUUUGUCACUAGUUUCCAUUCACUGUCACAAUGUCCUAGCAAUAACAAAGUGGUAGUUACAAAACUGUGUUUUGUUUUUUAUUUUAAUUUUUUGUUUUUUAAAAGAAGUUACCACACGCGUGAAGAGUUCCUGUCGAGUCGCAGUUGUAUUUGACGUGUAUUUAUGAAACAAGGAAGAGACUGUGCCUAAACUCUUGGUUGUCGGUGGAUUGUUUCUCUUUGCUUUUAGUUCUCUUUUUGUAAACACACGCCUUGUCUGUGGCUCACUGAUAGAAAAAUAAAUUGCGUGUGUGUAUGUGUGUGCGAGAGAGAGAGAGAGGUUGUGUGUGUGUGUGUGUAGUUUAUCACAGGAAAAUGUGUUCUUAUGCAGUGGUUUCUAGAGCAUUAGAGCAAGCGCCAGUGAACCACACUUACAAUGCCAAAUGUGUUUAUUUUCUGUACAUACCUGCCACAGAAGUGUCUUGUAUUUAACACUAUUAUUUAAGCUUAUUUAACCUAAAGUUGUUUAUUUUAUUAAGGGUAUUUGUUUUGUUUUGUUUUGUCUCCACUAAGGAGAGAUGAAGCUCUGUGUAUGUUGUAAAGUGUGUAGCUUGCCGGGGCAAAAAAAAAAAGAAAAACAACAACAAAACUAUAUAUUUAAAUAUAUAAAUGAUGAUUUUGGAGAUUCCAACAUUUGGAUGCUGCUAGAUUAACAGUUUGCUGGUUUGUAUGCUUUUAAAAACUGUCUCUCUCCAUGAACUGUCUCAUCCCUGGUGAGACAUUGGGCGCUUUUUUGUUUUUUUGUUUGUUUUUUUUAAAUAAAUG